Gilbertella persicaria is the source of this 941-nucleotide messenger RNA. RefSeq lists its product as uncharacterized. NCBI's taxonomy places the organism in Eukaryota, Fungi, Mucoromycota, Mucoromycetes, Mucorales, Choanephoraceae. The transcript is spliced from 3 exons. The record is from RefSeq and is a predicted model, not a curated record. The coding region runs from base 419 to 925 and encodes 168 amino acids.
GGAGAAUCUAUGCACUUGCCACCAAGGCGUUUUUUUUAAAGCUUACAAUAUAAUUCAAGAAAGCAACUACAGCUUAUUCAUGUAAUGACAUAAUCUUAUGUCACCUGUGUACAUUAACUCUGUGUUUAUCUUUUAAUAGGUUUGAGAAACGCCCUAUUUUCAGCUGCUUGCUUUUCCUAUGCAUGCUGAAUCAUGGCCACCAUUGUCGCGUUUAUCUAAGAGGGGAAUAUGUACUUCAAGGUCAAUACAACUAGGAUAUCUCGUCUUUUUUACAUAUUUUUUCUGCCACAAAAUGUUUGCACAAAUCCAUUAAUUUUGAUGACCGAGUUCCAGAAAUCACAAUGCAACCAAUUCGCAGUAAUUUCGUGACUAUUUAAAAUAGCAUACCUUGUUAUUUUUCUUUCUUUUUUACACUAUCAUGUUCUAUCGUAUUGCUCAAAAAGCAAGCUUUUUAGCUUCACGCCAAGUUGGCUUUCAAGCCGCUCGACGUAUUCAACCUCAUAUUCCAAAUGGUAGUUUUCAUACCACUGCUAAACAGCUCUUUGCUUCUUCACACGACUGGCAACAAGCACCCAAGCACCCUCUUAUCGAUAAGAUACAGCAACACCCUCAUAUUAUGCAGCAACUGGUUGAUUUCACUCAAAUUUUGCAAUCAAAAGGUGUUGAUGUCUAUGGAAAGCAACCCAGUUUUAUGCAGCUUAUGAAAGUCAUGAAUGAUGUUGAAGUGAAAGAAAAGGUAGCUCAAUUAGCAAAAGAUAUGCAAGCAGCAGGCAUUCAAUUAGACAUGAAUACGAUCCAAGAAUUGCAAUCGAGUUUUAUGUCUCCUCCUUCUAAUCAAGAACAAGAACAAGAGCAGGAAGAAGAACAACAAAGAGGUAGAAAGAGAGGAGUUUUGAGCUCCGUUAAAGGCUUGUUCAAGAAAUAGUUUUAAUAAAAAAAGG